Molecule: messenger RNA, 462 nt
Organism: Habropoda laboriosa
Lineage: Eukaryota; Metazoa; Arthropoda; Insecta; Hymenoptera; Apidae
Exons: 1
Coding region: 1-462 (153 amino acids)
Source: RefSeq, a predicted model, not a curated record
AUGCUCAUUCUGGAUCAGUUGGGAAUAAAAAUAUCUGACUGUCGCGGACAAGGAUAUGAUAACGGUGCCAAUAUGAGGGGAAUAUAUCAAGGAGUACAAGCAAAUAUAUUACGUGUAAAUCCUAAAGCGCUUUACGUACCAUGCGGUAGUCACAACUUGAAUUUGUUAUUGGGAGAUAUAGCAAAAUCAUCAACCCAAGCACUACAUUUUUUUGGUGUUUUACAAAAGAUUUACACGAUAUUUGCAGCAUCGACAUCGCGUUGGGAUGUUCUAAAAAAGCACGUUGAAAAAAUUACACCUAAACCAUUAUCAGAAACUAGGUGGGAAUGCCGUUUUGAUAGUGUAAAGGCUAUUCGAUUUCAAGUUCGCCAAUUUCGAAACGCCUUGAUCGAAAUUGGCAACAACGCAUCUGACAAUAAAUUGAAAAUUGAGAUUUUGUCUAUAGUGCGAUUUUGUCUAUAG